GCGCUUUGUUUAGUGUAUGGCAAAGAGUGCAGUGAGGAUCUAGAAGGUACAUCGCUGCCCCAGUCAUUUACUUUAAACCAACAAGGGUUAUUUUGAUAAAAUCUCGACAUGUUUUUGCUGGACUCCGAUUCACAGCUGGACUGUUUGAGUAACCUGCUCGAGGCCGGAUGUGCUGUCAACUCAACCGGUGAUGCUUCGGGACAGUCUCCUGCACAUUUGGCCGCGUGCGGGGGGCAAGCGUUCUGCUUGCUGUGGCUUUUGCAGACAGGAGCUGAUGCUAACCAGCAGGAUUGUUCCGGAGAGACGCCCACUCAUAAAGCCGCGAGGGCAGGAAGUCGCGAAUGCAUCAGCGUCCUGAUUGCCAACGAUGCACAACUAGAAAUUUGUAACAAUGAUGGCAAGACAGCGGAAGACUUGGCCUGGUCGUGCGGGUACCAGGAAUGUGGCAAAUUCCUCAGCACUCUCAGGAUGAACAGGCACUUGAAGCGCGAUUCCCUGGAGAUGGCCAGGGCAAGCGGAGCAGUGGUGGGACGGAAGCGGAGCUGUGAUUUCGGGGUGACCCCGGACGGGAAGAGAACGUGCGACUGGUGAUGUCAGAGUGGAUGAAUAGUACCAAGCACACGCUUCACUCACAUGCAGCAGUGGUACUGCUUUAAGAGAGGUGCUCUGUGCAGACUGGUGGAUUGAAAUCCCACAUCCUCUCAAAGUUCACAUCAGCAGGGUUUCUUCCGUGUUCUGCACUAAAACUGUCCAUCAACAUGUGUUUAUGAAACUAGGUGAUUACUCACAGCGAUCAGUGGGGAUAAGUGGCCCUAGUCCUGUACUCCCCUAAUCCCAACCUGUGUGUGAGGAAAAUAAUCCAUGUUUAGCACUCUGGUGGCAGACUCCCAACACCACAGGAGAAAAGACUCAGAUUCAGUUCAUUCACCCCCCUCCCCCCCUCCCCCCCACAAGGGGGCGCACCUGCAAUAAUCUCCCUGUGGUUGGUGGAGUUUGAAAGAUGCACAGUGAGUGAGAGAAGCUCUCUUUCCCAUAGCCUCAGCCAAGUACAAGAAGGUUCAAUCUUCCCACAAAACCCUUAAGACUUCAAUACAGGGGGGGCUAUGCUGAAAUGCCACUGGCUAGAGAUUCACCACUGAAGCCAAUGAGAGUCAGUGCUGUACAGGGAUUUUACAGCUGGUCAUGAUCAGCCUGGCUGUGCGUAAAUACAAGGUCUCCAGCUAAGGGGACUAAUAAGACUCUUAUUCUAGCUGCUGGCUGGUGACGUCACCCUCUGUAGUGGACGUUAUGCUGCCCAUAUUUCUGAAGUUCUCUAUGCAGACACAAGCAUAGACCUACAGUGUGUGCAAUGUGGAAAGCUUUCUUGUGUAUCUUCUGUGAAGAUAAUUUUGUGAGAAAGACCUUGCUUCAGACUAGUCUGUGUCCAUGUGGAACUUAAUGAGCCCAAGCUAAUUGCAUAGAUCCACACAAUUCAGAGUUUAUGGUUUUAGAAUGCCAAGCCAUAUAUAUUAACAUUAUCCUUGGAAAACAAAAUUAUUUAAAAUAGCAACACAUGGCAGAGCCUGUCUGGGACAUUAUACAACAUUGUGCAUAUUGUGAAAAUGAGUAUGCAUACAAGUUACACACCUGUUAAAUAUUUGAAAUAAAAUGUUACACAUUUUUAUAA
Molecule: messenger RNA, 1666 nt
Organism: Conger conger (European conger)
Lineage: Eukaryota; Metazoa; Chordata; Actinopteri; Anguilliformes; Congridae
Gene: ankrd37
Product: ankyrin repeat domain 37
Exons: 4
Coding region: 109-591 (160 amino acids)
Molecular function (GO): protein binding
Source: RefSeq, a predicted model, not a curated record